AUGGAGACUCCUACUGGAAAAAAGCAUUGCAACCCAUGCACAAUAUGUGAUGAAGGUUCUGGUCUGAGGCUAAAAAUCAAAUGUUCACGAUCAUCUGAUACAGUUUGUGAAGCUCUGGAAGGAUAUUUCUGUACUGAUGUUAUUGAAGGCAGCUGUGCUGCUGCAAAAAAGCACAGCAGCUGUAAACCUGGACAAUAUAUUAGCAAGAAAGGAACGUCGCUGUCAGACACUGAAUGCUCUGAAUGCAGCAGAGGAACAUUUUCUAAUGGAUCAUUAACACUCUGUCAGCCACACACACAAUGCAAGGAACUAAAUCUUCAGCUGGUUAAAGAAGGAACAACUUCAACUGAUGCAGAGUGUGGAGAAAAAAAUAUAUAUGUGGCUGCUGCUGUUGGGAUUUCUGUUGUACUAUAUUAG
Molecule: messenger RNA, 417 nt
Organism: Cyprinodon variegatus (sheepshead minnow)
Lineage: Eukaryota; Metazoa; Chordata; Actinopteri; Cyprinodontiformes; Cyprinodontidae
Product: tumor necrosis factor receptor superfamily member 5-like
Exons: 5
Coding region: 1-417 (138 amino acids)
Biological process (GO): positive regulation of peptidyl-tyrosine phosphorylation; positive regulation of cytokine production involved in immune response; defense response to Gram-positive bacterium
Cellular component (GO): external side of plasma membrane
Molecular function (GO): protein binding
Source: RefSeq, a predicted model, not a curated record